Solenopsis invicta (red fire ant) is the source of this 1132-nucleotide messenger RNA. RefSeq lists its product as uncharacterized. The transcript is spliced from 2 exons. Lineage: Eukaryota; Metazoa; Arthropoda; Insecta; Hymenoptera; Formicidae. Bases 367 to 1119 code for a protein of 250 amino acids. The record is from RefSeq and is a predicted model, not a curated record.
UGAGCAUUCGAGCUCUUUUUGUCGUCGAGUUACAUGCAUGUGCCCACACACAUGCCCGCGUGUCAGUAGAAUCAGUGCGUCUUUAGAAUGUAUUACAUCAUCCUUGUAACUCUUGUUGUAUCACUAAUGUUAUCAAUAUUAAUACAUCAACUUUCUGGUUAACAGUAACAACGCGUACCAUAUUAAUUACGACCUAACAUAUUUCCCGGGCAUUAUAGCCCACGCGAGUCAUCUACCGCCAUCUGCCGACGCCUGCCGAAAGUGACCGAGCGCUGCCGAUCACGUGACGCACGCCGGAAAGAGGAGCGCGACCGCGCGACGGUGUUUUUAAGGUUAUGUAUUUGGAAACGCAAUUGGGUACAGGCUAUGGGAAGGGCCUGCUGCGUCCAGGAUUGUCCUUCGGGAGGCGACGCCCCGUCUCACCAGAUCCCUAAGAACCCGGCUCUCUUCCAGAAGUGGAAGAGCUUGAUUUAUUCCGAGAAAAUUCAGCAUCUGACCGACGAGCAGAUAAGCAAGUGCGCCGUUUGCUACCGGCACUUUGCCGACGAUGACUAUCUGUUGACGUUCAGAGUGAGGAAGUUGAAACGCGGUGUCGCGCCUUCUUUAAACCUGCCGAACAAGCCGGAUUCCGGCGUGUCUACGAUUAAAAUCGAGCCGCAAACAUCGGGUACCGAAAACAUGAGCAUGUUUACUGUGAAGGAAGAGGUAGAAUUGACGGAUAGGCAAAGAAUAACGAGAGUCCCGGAUACGUCUCAAAUUGUAUUAUUUGAGGACACUCCGGAAGAGCCCGAAUUCUGCUUGUUCGACCAGCCAGAUAAAUGUACUGAGCAAACUAAUUCACCAGUGGAAACGCACACAAAAUCAAAUUGUAGAGAUGAGUUGUUGAAGAAAAAACGAAAAUUAUCCGCGGCGCUGUUACCUUUGCUGCGACGUAAGCGACAGGCUAAGCAAUACGAAAAAACGCCUACGAUACAAAAGCUGUUAUCUUGUCUCACGCCUACCGAAAUAGCGUUUAUCAAAGCCAAAAUACGAAAGUCCAAGUACUCUCCGAGAGUGUACGUGAAAAUGUAUCAUAAUAUUGCAAAGACGAAAGCUCUUUACCAGUUAAAUUCGGUAUAAAAAAUUUGUGGGA